CUUGUUGCUUCAGCUUAACGACUAGCGAGCGGCAGAGAAGAUGUCGCCGUCGUCGUCGCUGAGCGCGCUGCGGCACAGGCUGAUGGCCACCGUGUGCUGCUGCUUUGGCCAGGGCGCCGGCGGCCUGGGCGAGCGGACGCGGUGGCGCCGCCGCGCGGACGUCGGGGAGUUCCGGUACGACCCGCUGAGCUACGCGCUCAACUUCGACGAGGGCGACGGCGACGAGGAGGAGGAGGAGGAGGAGGAGGGGCAACGGGGUGCCCGCGCCCGCCGCGGCGACGGCCUGCUCUACCACAGCUUCUCCUCGCGGCUGUCGACGCCCGCCGCGGUCGUCGAGGUCGCGUAGCCGUGUAGCGCCUGCCUACCUGGGAGCGGAAGUGCCGGCCGAUGAUAUCAGUUUUGGCUGUACUUGUGCGGUUGUGCCUUGAAUCUAGGCUAUUAGUAGCAUAUGCGUCAGAUCAGAUCGACGAAGAACCGAUAUAGUUGUGUUAGUGGUCUGAUCCAUGUAAAAAUGUUAGCAUACGUGCUUGAUUAUUGAUUGUUAUAUACUAUCGGGUUUGGAGGUCUA
This is a messenger RNA of Zea mays, 568 nucleotides long. RefSeq lists its product as uncharacterized. Lineage: Eukaryota; Viridiplantae; Streptophyta; Magnoliopsida; Poales; Poaceae. Bases 41 to 346 code for a protein of 101 amino acids. The record is from RefSeq and is marked validated. The transcript has a single exon.